This is a messenger RNA of Dipodomys ordii (Ord's kangaroo rat), 1658 nucleotides long. RefSeq names its product zinc finger protein 565 (gene Znf565). The transcript is spliced from 5 exons. The record is from RefSeq and is a predicted model, not a curated record. Gene Ontology annotation, biological process: regulation of DNA-templated transcription. NCBI's taxonomy places the organism in Eukaryota, Metazoa, Chordata, Mammalia, Rodentia, Heteromyidae. Bases 110 to 1597 code for a protein of 495 amino acids.
CGAGAGCCUUAGCUUCUCAAGGAUCAGGACCAAGAAGUGCGGGGUAAAGGACUCUGCACUUGCAAAGAGAAGUAAUCCAGACUUAGCAGGCUAGAUUGUUCUGGAAGCCAUGGCCCUACAGGGACUGGUGACCUUCAGGGAUGUGGUCAUAGUGUUUUCUCAGGAAGAAUGGAAGUACCUAGAACCGGCCCAGAGGAACCUGUACAGGAAUGUGACUUUGGAGACCUUCAGUCAUUUGGUCUCUGUAGGUCUUUCUAUUUCUAAGCCUGAUGUCAUCUUCUUAUUGGAGCAAGGGAGAGAGCCCUGGAUAAUUGCAGAUGAUAUGGAAAGACUGUGGUACCCAGACUUGGAGCCCAGGUGUGAGACAUUUCCAGCCAAAGGUCUGUUGGAAAUGGGGUCACUAAAUUGGGGAGCAGUAGACAGCCUUGACUACCAUUUCCUUGGAGGCUGGGAAUGCAGAGGCCCAUUGGAGGUGCAGCAAGUCAGAAAGCAAUGCUGCUCGCAGCAAGUGGAACCCAUGAAUGAAAAUGUGCCUGCUUUCAAGCAUCCCCCCACUGUCACCCUACAGCAGCCCAGUGAGACCUGUAAGAAAGUGAUUAAAUGCACAGAAUGUGGGAAAGCAUUUAGCCGCAGCUCACACCUUACUCAGCACCAGAAAACUCACACUGGUGUAAAGCCCUUUGAGUGUCCACAGUGUGGGAAGACCUUCAGUCGUGCCUCACACCUUGUUCAACAUCAGAGAAUCCACACAGGCCAGAGACCGUAUGGCUGUACGGAGUGUGGCAAGGCCUUCAGCCGGAGCUCAGAACUUAGUCUCCAUCAGAGACUUCAUACUGGUGUCAAACCCUAUGGAUGCAAAGAAUGUGGGAAGAGCUUUCGGCAACAUUCCCAACUGGUGCUGCAUCAGAGAACACACACGGGUGAGAAGCCCUAUGUGUGUGAAGACUGUGGAAAGGCUUUCAUCCAGAGCUCCCAGCUGACCGUCCAUCAGAGAAUCCAUACAGGUGCACGCCCCUACCAGUGUAAAGAAUGUGGGAAAGCCUUUCGACAGCACUCACAGCUCAGUGUGCACCAGCGAAUCCACACCGGAGAGAAGCCCUACCAAUGUAAGGAAUGCGGGAAGAGCUUUUUUCAUAGCUCAGAAGUCACUCGCCAUCAGCGGAUCCAUUCUGGGGAGAAGCCCUAUGAAUGUCAGGAGUGCGGGAAGGCCUUCCGACAGCUUUCCCAGCGCUCUCGACAUCAGAGAGUUCAUACUGGUGACCGACCCCACAAAUGCAAGGACUGUGGGAAGGCCUUUAGUCGCAGCUCAUACCUAAUUCAGCAUCAACGAAUUCACACUGGUGACAAACCCUACAAAUGUAAGGAAUGUGGGAAAGCAUUUAUUCGUGUUUCCCAACUGACUCACCAUCAGCGAACACAUACCUGUGAGAAACCCUAUGCUUGCCGGGAAUGUGGCAUGGCCUUUAUUCGUAGUUCACAACUUACUGAACAUCAGAGAAUUCACCCGGGUAUCAAACCUUAUGAAUGUAGAGAGUGUGGGCAGGCCUUCGUUCUUGGCUCCCAGCUCAUUGACCACUACAGAAUUCAUACUGGUUAGAAAGUCUCCAGUAACUGAGGAGGCAGAGAGCUUGAGGAUUGCUGUUCAAUGCCAGCCUAGG